ACUUACUCAUACUCCGACCAUACAAAGUUUACCGACUAAUAUGCGUCCCGACAUCUACUGUUGACGGCAUCCCGACUCCUAGCAGCGACGGUAACCUUGCAUACAUGCUGAGAAAUUCUCGUCAGCUACCUAGAGACACAGCGUCGGUAACAUAUACUACCAGAACGGUCGAGCCACUUGGGUCCAUAGGUUUAAGAUCGGUAUAUCAUCAGCCUCGACUCGCUUUACAUCGGGAACACAAUCUUGGCACGGAUUUCCGUCUUAUCAUACCGUUGCAACAGCCCCAUUACUUUGUGUUUCCAAUCCGCCGUUGCGUCUUCUCUUGACUAUCAUCUACUCAAGACAUAGUCCCAACUAACCGAAUCCCUCCUUAACCUACCUACCUCACUGGUUGUAUUGAUUUAUCACGCCUUCGACUCCCCCGAGACCAGGCACCACCACGUCACGCGAAACUUUAUCUUGUCUCUGCGCUUCGUUUAAAGUGGCAGGCUUCAGCUCUUCAUUGCCCUCAUUAAUACGCUCAAAUGGUUCAAUAACAUCAGUUUCAUACUCGCCGGCUUAUCACUGUUUUCCGGCGCUACGGGCAGCAGUAGACGAUUCGGGAGUUACUUGACAAUAGUGUUGUUGCUGCCGGUGAAACCCCCGGCACGUCGUUUUCACCUCAUUCACGAUGCCAACUCUGGACUUGUCCAACUUCAACAUCGUGGUCAGCGUUCUAGGGGGGUGGAUCUCCCUGUUUGGCUUGGUAUCCUAUCUGCUGAAAGAAAACUUCUACCUCUCAGAAGCUCUCAUUUCUCUCUUAGCUGGCAUUACUUUUGGGCCUCUAGCACUCAACUGGGUGCGGCCCAUCGAGUAUGCCAGAUCUGAAGAGAACUUGGAGAAUGUGACUCUGUUCUUCACCCGGUUGGUUCUUGGCGUCCAGCUUGUUCUCGCCGGUGUGCAGUUGCCGAGCCGUUACCUGAAGAAAGAAUGGAAACCACUCGCCCUGCUUCUUGGGCCCAUAAUGACCGCUAUGUGGUUGGCAACAUCCCUCCUAAUCUGGGGACUGGUCCCGCAUCUCCCUUUCCUCCAUGCGUUGGCGAUAGGAGCUUGUGUGACGCCCACUGAUCCUGUUCUUUCGAAUGUCAUUGUCAAAGGUAAGUUCGCAGACCACAACAUCCCCAAAGACUUGCAAAAAAUCAUCAUUGCGGAAUCUGGGGCCAAUGACGGCUUGGGGUACCCCUUUCUGUUCCUCGCUCUCUACCUCAUCAAAUAUAUCGGCGAUGGCGGGGUCUCCGAGUCCGGUGGUGCAGGCCUCGCAAUUGGUCUUUGGUUUGGAGAGACGUGGGGUUACACUAUCAUUCUCAGUACUUUCUACGGUGCCGUGGUGGGUUGGCUCGCUAAGCGUUUACUUCGUUAUUGCAAGGAUCGCGGGUUCGUUGACCGAGAGAGUUUUCUGGUAUUCGCCUUGUCUUUGGCUCUAUUCAUAACUGGUACCUGUGGUCUUAUCGGAAGUGAUGACAUUCUGGCCUGUUUCAUUGCUGGAAAUGUCUUCACAUGGGAUGACUGGUUUCGAUUGGCAACGAUUGAUGACUCUCUUCAACCAACUAUCGAUAUGCUUCUUAAUGUGGUCAUUUUUAUGUGGUAUGGAGCUGUAUGUCCCUGGCGCAGCUUUGUAGACAACAGCGUCAUACCCAUUUAUCGCCUGAUACCAUUAGGCAUCUUGGUCCUGAUACUUAGACGACCACCAUUCAUUCUGACUCUGCAUAAGCAGAUACCGCAAAUCGAGGAUAUUAGACAAGCUACUUUCAUGGGUUUCUUUGGCCCUAUUGGCUGCUCCGCCAUCUUCUACCUUUAUGUCACUGUUGAUUUCAUUGAAACCUUGAAUCCUGGGGUUGGAGAUGAACCGAGACAUGAUGUGGCAAAGAUGGCAGAGGCGGUCAGAGUAAUCGUCUGGUUUAUGGUCGUCGUUAGUGUUGUUGUUCACGGUUUGAGCAUUCCCUUGGGGAAAGUUGGCGUCUACCUACCCCGAAGUAUCUCGAGAAGUCGGAGUAUGUCCGUGAGCGCUGAGCGGCCAUCUCUGCAGGCAGGUAAUUUCAUCAUUGACUUACGAUUACCAAGAGGCCGGUCUAGGAGCCGCAAGGGUGGUAAAACGUUAGAGUCACGAGUCCCUUCUAUAGGACAUGCGUACAGAAUUGGUGGUUCUGUAAUUGUCCCACCAGAGCCGGUCCAAUACUCAUUGUCGUCCGAACACCACGCUCAACCUGAAGAUGGAAACGGCGUGGCUCCACGACUUACUAGAACGAGUUCUCAGCCGAGCCUGCACAUAUAUGGCCCUCCGGGUCGAACAGUCCGAUUCCCAGAUGAAGCGUCUCCUAACAAGAAUCAGCAACAAAUUGGGGUAGAGGAGCAAGGUUCUGAACGCAGUAACGUCUGAUAGGAACCGAUCACUGGACAAGGGAAAAAUCGUCGACUGUAACGGUGAGGUUGGCAGAACGUCGAUUGUCAGGUUUGAAAAAUUGGUUAGUAGUAGUCAUAUCAAAGUAUGGACUACCUCCUACAUUAGUAUUCAACAUGAUUGCAAUAUUUUUAUGGCUUCGCUAGUACCAGCUCCUGCGGCUUAGACUGCCUAUCAGAGCACCGUUGUCCUACAAAUAUAGACAUCUACAUCUAUUCGCUAUUAAGUCUACACGGUACCAGACUUUGUUGCUAGCAUUGCGACCUUGUUAGUACUUUGAAGAAUCGAGGCUAUCAACAUUGACACCUGCUAAAUAUCACCAUCUCACGCUACCACCUCGACUAUCUGUGUGUGGUAGGUACCACUUUCCGAUAGCGGGACACGACUCAUUAGCGUUUGAUUCCAGCGUGGCUCAGGGCCCAGGUGCGUCUAGUGUAUACCUAAUUACUAGGUACCUAUGUAGAUACUGUAUGUGCAUCUGAUGCAGAGGUUGGCAGCUAUAUUACCUCUUAAUUAGAAGGAGAACGCCGGCUUCGUGAACUCUAUUGUACAGAUA
Molecule: messenger RNA, 2993 nt
Organism: Xylaria bambusicola
Lineage: Eukaryota; Fungi; Ascomycota; Sordariomycetes; Xylariales; Xylariaceae
Product: Sodium/hydrogen exchanger family-domain-containing protein
Exons: 5
Coding region: 671-2416 (581 amino acids)
Biological process (GO): regulation of membrane potential; proton export across plasma membrane; sodium ion export across plasma membrane
Cellular component (GO): plasma membrane
Molecular function (GO): sodium:proton antiporter activity
Source: RefSeq, a predicted model, not a curated record